GUGUGCCUACGAGGCGAUGUGGGACACGUUGAGCGAGAAGGCGUGUGCGCAAGCCGGCAUCAGCUGCAGAUCGCCGACGUGGUACUCGCUGCCAGGCCCUUGCCCGCUGAAGAAGAUCAGCGCGGCAACGAACCCGCUGGACGCGAGCCUGGUGGCGAGCAGCGCGGAGGAGGCGAAGAGCGACGCGUGCAGGGCCGCCGAGCCGGGCGGGCGCUGCGAGGGAGAGCCCACCGGGGCGCCCGACUGCGUCUACUCCGUGGAGGACGCCGGCGAGGUCAUGCUGGACGGCCUGGUGGGCACCCUGCCCACUUCGCCGAGUGGUUCAAGGGCCCUUCGGUCACGCGGGAGUACGAUGAGAACACAGACCGGGGCAUUGGCGUCACCUUCUGGGACGGCAGGAAUGACCCAGGGAAGUGCAUGGACAGGCUGAAGCAGGUGCUUGCGAAGUUCGAACAGAUGCACGGGGUCGACCCGGACCUGACCGCAGGGCAGCCCAUAUGCGACUUCGACGGUUGGUACAGCGGCGAGUUCGACGGUGUCUGGCCGCGGAACCACACUGGCGCCGUCGAGCCCUCAAGGGGUUUCGCGUGGGCUGACGGCUGGGCUGGGGAAGGUGGCGAGGAAUACGGGUCAGAGCUGGCUUCGGAAGAGGACGAGGAAGAGGAGCCGGCUGCGACUGCGAUAGAGCCGGCUUCAGAAGAGCAGGGGGACUAUUACGCCUACGUUGGAGCCGACAGUGGGAUAGCUAGCUAG
Prorocentrum cordatum is the source of this 753-nucleotide messenger RNA. The record is from the annotation of a GenBank genome assembly. Lineage: Eukaryota; Dinophyceae; Prorocentrales; Prorocentraceae.